CACACCCAUGCAAUGUCAUGGACAGCAAGUUCUGAACUUCAAACUACUAGUCGGGCUAUUGGAAAAGAUGCAUUUCUUCUGAUGCGAUCUGUCUACAUGCAAAUGACUGCCCAUCCAAGACACUUCAGGCUUCUGUUGACUCCCUAUUGAUUUGGGCAAACCCUUCGCCAAGUAUUCACUGACUCUACAACUUCACAUUUGUCCCCCUCAAUGGCGACUGACCAUACGAUGAUGGAACGAGGGGUUAGGGUCGCGAUAGAGGGCUGUGGACAUGGGACACUUCAUGCUAUUUAUGCUUCGAUAGAAGAAGCCUGCCGAGUGAAAGGGUGGGAUGGUGUCGAUCUGCUCAUUAUUGGUGGGGACUUUCAGGCCGUAAGGAACCAACAUGACUUGAAUGUCACCUCGAUGCCUCAAAAAUACCGGAAAAUGGCCGACUUUCACGAGUAUUAUAGUGGAGCAAGAACCGCACCAUACUUGACCAUUUUCAUCGGAGGUAAUCACGAAGCAAGCAAUCAUCUCUUCGAGCUCUACUAUGGAGGAUGGGUGGCCCCUAACAUUUAUUACCUUGGAGCUGCCAACGUUAUUCGCCUGGGUCCGUUGCGCAUUGCUGGCCUAACCGGAAUUUGGAAAGGGUACGACUACCGCAAACCUCACUUUGAACGACUCCCUUACAAUCGAGAGGAGACAGGGAGCAUAUACCAUGUGCGGGAAAUAGACGUCAGAAAGCUGUUGGCUCUACGAACCCAGGUCGAUAUAGGUUUGUCGCAUGAUUGGCCUCAAGGUAUUGAGAUGCACGGUGACUAUCAAUGGCUUUUCAGAAACAAGAAGGGCUUCGGUGAAGACUCAAGAAAUGGCAGACUAGGCAGCGUAGCCGCUAGACAGUGCUUGGACCGGUUGCGACCACCUCAUUGGUUCUCAGCACAUCUUCACACCAAAUUUGUGGCCAUACUCGAUCACGAAGAAGAUUGUCUGAGUAAAGUGACAGAGACUAAUGGAAAUAGCCAUCGAGGACCUCUAGCGCAGGAUCGUCCACAGGUGUCAGCCUGGCAAGGUUUUCAUGCAGCCGCUGAGGUUGCAGCUGCCAAGGAGAAAGAUGAUCUUCUACAGCAGAUCGAGAAUAGAAAAGUCGCAAUGGCCAAGGCUGGCGCUUCUAAGGGUCCUCAGUACACCUUUGAAGAAACAUUCAACGAAGUCACCGAUGACGGCCUCGAUCGCAAGAUCAUUUCAACUACCCACCACCAACCUAGUCACGACGUCGAUGACGCGUAUAUGCCAAUAUCCAACUUGGACGGUUGUGGAUUCUCCAGACCAACAAAGCGCCAAAGACUUGAAACUACGUCCGAUGAAGAGAUAAUACGUCGAGAAGGCUCUCAUACAGGCAUUCACACUGCAGGUGACCGAGAAAGUAGAAGCAGAGACACCGCAAUGGGUGCUUCCAGUACGGUCAUCGACAACCCUGAUGCUAUCGAUAUCGACAUGAGCGACGACGAUGAAUCAGUGCUGGUCACCAAUGAUCAGAAUCCCGAUUCUGUGUCGAUUCCCCAGAUUGCUGCACUCAAGUCAACCAUUGGCGGAAAUCAUGGCUCGCCACUAAUGUCUCCGACUUCUUCUGACAAAAGCGAGGCCGGCGGCGUCAAGCUAAAUCAAGAAGCAACACCGUUCGCUUCAAGCGCGAGACUGGACAAUGGCGCAAUUCAAGCUUCUCCUGAACCGCCAACAACUACAAAAGACCCGCAACAUGCCUCUCCUAACGUGGUAGCCGAGAACUACAUUCCACCGUCGCCUCCUGCAGCUUCUGAUAGUGCCCACACGAUAUCUACUCAGUCUGCGACAGUAGUGCCGUCGGAAAAUGAGGUGUCGGAGGAGAUGCGAGCUCAACUUGCCGCACUAUCUAGCAACUUCAUACAGGAAGAAAAGCUUGAAGUAUCUCCACCACUACCGUUUCCGGAAGACAUCUUUAACCAAAAGACCGAGUUUCUUGCCCUGGGCAAAUGUGAACCGUUCCAGGAAUUUCUCCAGCUCAUGGAGAUCAAGUCCACGACCGCACCUGACGAAGCUAUCACAAGACCUCUGAAGUUGUCCUACGAUCCGGAAUGGCUCGCAAUUCAGCGCGUUUUUUCUCCGGAGCUCCAACUAGGUGGUAACCCAAGCGACAAGGUGCCAGUCAAUCGUGGAGACACGUACUAUCGCGACAGAAUUCUCGAAGAAGAAAAGUGGAUUCAAAAGCAUAUUGUCGAUGUUGGCAAGCUGGAUGUACCGGAGAACUUCAGUAUCACCGCACCGGUCUACGACCCAAGUCUCGAAAUCGGACCUAAUGAAAUGCCUCGCGAGCUGACGAAUCCUCAAACCAGCACAUUCUGUGAGUUGGUUGGCAUUGAGAACAAAUUCGACAUUAGCGAGGAGGAGAGAGAAUUCAGAAUGCAACAGGGCCCCAGGGCUGAGAGCGCACAAUCCAUUGCGUAUCACAGUCGAAGUCGGGGAGGCGGUGGCGGCGGUGGUCGCGGUCGUGGCGGUUGGCGCGGCGGUGGUGGUGGGGGUGGCCGGGGUCGAGGUGGGUUCCGCGGUGGUAGAGGCAGAGGUCGCGGUUGGUAGCGACGAUGACAAGCUACGUUCAAGGUUUUUGUACUUGUGAGCUUGUUGGGGACAUUUCCUCGCCCUUCGAUCGAUGCGAGAAGCGAGUAUUUGCCAGAUUGCUGCAGGCCUGUCGUGGGAAUGCGUGACGCUGAGUGAGGCCUGGUUUUUCCCAAUGUACUUGUUAUUCGGAAAGUGAUACCCCCUUUUAGAUAAUCA
This is a messenger RNA of Exophiala oligosperma, 2790 nucleotides long. RefSeq lists its product as uncharacterized. NCBI's taxonomy places the organism in Eukaryota, Fungi, Ascomycota, Eurotiomycetes, Chaetothyriales, Herpotrichiellaceae. The transcript is spliced from 3 exons. The record is from RefSeq and is a predicted model, not a curated record. Gene Ontology annotation, cellular component: nucleus. Gene Ontology annotation, biological process: mRNA splicing, via spliceosome. Bases 211 to 2592 code for a protein of 793 amino acids. Gene Ontology annotation, molecular function: RNA lariat debranching enzyme activity.